AUGCCACUAGCCAUCCCUGUCUAUAUGCAAGUGAACAAACGUGAUGGUAUGAGUAACUUACUUGGUUGCGGCGAGUGCUUCUUGGUGGACAUGACGUCAUCGAGCUCGUGUCAGCUGCCACAGCGCACGCACGUGAUCAUGGAGGCAGCGAGCGCUCGCCACGCCCAGCCACAGGUGAGCAACUUACGACUCUGGGUGAGGGUCUACUGGGCUAGGCUGCCUGUUGACAAACGGUGU
This is a messenger RNA of Iphiclides podalirius (scarce swallowtail), 237 nucleotides long. The record is from the annotation of a GenBank genome assembly. Lineage: Eukaryota; Metazoa; Arthropoda; Insecta; Lepidoptera; Papilionidae.